Papaver somniferum (opium poppy) is the source of this 2079-nucleotide messenger RNA. Its product is annotated as protein TRIGALACTOSYLDIACYLGLYCEROL 2, chloroplastic-like. The record is from RefSeq and is a predicted model, not a curated record. The coding region runs from base 445 to 1620 and encodes 391 amino acids. Gene Ontology annotation, cellular component: chloroplast inner membrane. Lineage: Eukaryota; Viridiplantae; Streptophyta; Magnoliopsida; Ranunculales; Papaveraceae. The transcript is spliced from 5 exons. Gene Ontology annotation, molecular function: lipid carrier activity; phospholipid binding.
CUUUUACUAUAGUCUCAACUAUUCCUUUCUUUCUCUCACACCUAUCGAUUAAAUCAGAGAAACACCAAAAUCCCUGAUUCACUUUGUCUGCUGCUGCUUCACUAUUACUACUUCGACAUCCAGAAGAAACUGAAGAGGAAGAAGGGUUUCAUUUGUAUCUGUGGCCAAAUCAAUCAAUCUGGUAAAGCAUUUCUCUGUUACCCACCAAUUUUGUUCGAUUUAAUUUUAUUUCUAGGGUUUUUAUUUAGGGGUUCAAAAUUGCAUCUAAUUGCUCCAUUUUGCGGAAGAUAAUGUUUCUCAUCAGUAAUUUUAGAUGUAAUUCAUGGUAACUUCGAACAUUUGGGUUCAACCCGUUUUCACUUUGUAGAGCAAUUAUAUAGAGAAGGGGAAUUUGGUUAGGUAUUCGCCUAAUUAGAAAAUAAAUUUGGUGAAUUGUGUGAAAAUAUGGUUGGAAGUAGUUCAUGGGUUCAAGUUUCGGCUCGCCCUAGUCUGUUAUCCUUGUCUCCUGUUAUUACACAUCCAAGUGACUCCUUAUCAUCGUCCUCGUCGAGGAGUUUCUUACCACAUUUACCUAAUAGAUCGUGGAAGAAAACAACCAGGGUGCAGGCAAGUUCUUCCAACAACACCGGGCAGGAUUCACGACCCUCGUCAUCAGUGAAAAAGAACCCAUUGGCAGUUGUUUUGGGUAUUCCAGGGACAAUUUGGAAGCAGACGUUGCGUCCGUUAAGUGAUUUUGGAUUUGGAAAGAAGAGUGUGUGGGAAGGUGGGGUUGGGUUGUUUGUUGUUUCGGGAGCGGUACUUCUUGCGUUGAGUUUGGCUUGGUUGAGAGGUUUUCAGAUGCGCUCGAGAUUUAGGAAGUAUCAAGCAGUGCUUCAGUUUACUGAGGCUUGUGGUAUUAGUACCGGUACAGCUGUUAGGAUCAGAGGUGUGACUGUUGGGAGUGUCAUUCGGCUCAACCCAUCAUUAAAAAGCAUUGAUGCAGUGAUUGAGGUUGAAGAUGAUAAAAUAUUCAUACCCCGAAAUUCACUCAUUGAAGUGAAUCAGUCUGGUCUUCUUAUGGAGACUAUGAUUGAUAUUACCCCCAAGGAUCCGCUUCCCACGCCUUCAAUGGGGCCACUUGAUACAGAUUGUGCUAAAGAAGGUCUAAUUGUGUGUGACAAGGAAACGAUUAAGGGAAGCAAGGGUGUAAGUUUGGAUGAAUUAGUCGGUAUAUUUACCCGUCUUGGGCGGGACAUGGAAGUGAUUGGUGUUCACAAAACCUUUGACUUGGCUGAAAGGGUGGCAUCCGUUAUUGAAGAGGCAAAGCCGCUGCUUGCAAAGAUUGAAGCCAUGGCGGAGGAUUUAGAACCUUUGCUAUCUGAGGUUCGUGAUAGUGGUCUUCUAAAAGAAGUCGAAGGUUUAACAAAAAACCUAAGCGCAGCAACUGAAGACAUGAGGAAGAUGCAUUCAUCCAUUAUGACCCCUGAGAACACUGAGCGAAUUCGCAAGUCCAUUUAUAGCUUCUUAUUUACUCUGAAGAAUAUUGAGAACAUAAGCUCUGACAUCUCAGGCUUCACUGGAGAUGAGCCUACUAGACGAAAUUUGAAGCUGCUCAUCAAAUCAUUGAGCAGGUUACUGUGAAGAUGGUAGCUGAAUGACUGACAUUGAAAAACAGAGCUGAGUGGAAUAUUCGCGUGCAGAUAGAAGAGGUUUUUUCUUUUUUUCUGGUACAGAGGAGUGAGAAAGAGAAAGAAGUCGCCAGCACUAUUGACUUGUCUAGUUUUUCGCCUGCAACAAUAGGGUACUAGUCUUAAAUCGAUUUUUUUUAGUUCAUUUUGUGCAUGCUUGUGGAACUCCAUAUAUUUGUUAUGUGGCAAGGGAAUGAGAAGAAGAAUUUGGGUGUUUCUGAUCAAAUUCUUUUCAUUGGUUUAUCACAUUGGCUAGAAAGGCAGAAAAAGCAGGAAGGUGUGUUCUGAAUGAGCACAAGCAGUCAGGCAUGGCACCACACUGCAGCACAAAUGUUGGAAUAUAUUAUUUGAAUUUGUUGUCAAUAGGUAUUACACUGUUUUUGCUAAUGAAUAAGGUCCUAAUUUUAUGUCA